Lytechinus pictus (painted urchin) is the source of this 5285-nucleotide messenger RNA. RefSeq names its product sodium/hydrogen exchanger 9B2-like. The transcript is spliced from 10 exons. Gene Ontology annotation, cellular component: membrane. Gene Ontology annotation, molecular function: antiporter activity. Gene Ontology annotation, biological process: proton transmembrane transport. NCBI's taxonomy places the organism in Eukaryota, Metazoa, Echinodermata, Echinoidea, Temnopleuroida, Toxopneustidae. The record is from RefSeq and is a predicted model, not a curated record. Bases 448 to 2226 code for a protein of 592 amino acids.
ACGAAGAAAUUGGGCAGGAGCAGAGCGCGCGCUAUAUAGCAUUAUGGAGAAAGAGAAUGAAGAAAUGAAAUAGAUGAGAAGGCCUGUUAUAGUGAAAUAAGCUGAGCUGAGGUGCCCUUAAACGUUAGACAGCUGACAGCCGUCUGUUUCGAGGAGUUUUUAAAAACAUUUUUAAUUUUUUUAAUAUCUCCUGGCCUCGUACUUGGUGAGUGGAUAUAGCCAACGGAGUUACUUGAUCUAGGCUACUUCACUUUAGCGCGCGGAUCGCGGAACAACAAACAUAACAUUUAACAGAGUCAGACCGAAGCUUCGAACUUCACGUUUCUCCACUUUGCUUUCACGACGAUAGUUCUGAAAUUUCCGUGAUAAAAUACAAAGUAAGAUUGGACUUUUUUUCAGUAGUAUUCAAACAUUAGGCCUACAUUGUAGGUCUUUGAAGAAUACAAAAUGCCAGAAACCAUCAACCCAUGGAGCAACAGACAGCCUUCUCCAGCCCAGGUAUGUAACAAAGAUGGCCUGUCCCCUCAUGACGUGCUCGUGUCUCAGCAGCGCACUCUGGAGUUCGACGCUGUAGGUGGCAACCCGAAUGACCAGCAACGCGGCAAGGAAUCCGGAGAUGCAAAGCAGGAGAAAUCCGAAGGAUGUCCCGCAAGAUGCAGUUCCUGCUGCCACCAGCUCUGCAGACCCUGUCUGGUGGAUUUUCAUCCUUUGCCCUCACAGCCCACACGCUGCCAAAGGUUCCGAUACUUCCUGAUGUGCCCUCCGCAUGGUGACCUCGCAAGGUGGUUGACAAUUCUUCUCCUUGUAGUUCUGACUUGGGUUGUCUUGUGGGCUGUGACUGGGAGUGAAGCCUUACCUGGUGGGAAUCUCUUUGCUCUGUUCAUCCUGGUCGUGUCUUGCAAGGCUGGUGGAUUAGCUGUCGAGGUCAUCAAAUUACCGGCUCUGCUGGGAAUGCUUAUUGUGGGUUUCAUGCUUCGAAAUAUACCAGUUAUCAACGUAGCAUCGGACAUCUAUCCGUCAUGGUCAUCGUCUCUUCGAGACAUGGCUCUCGUCAUCAUACUCCUUCAGGCUGGUAUUGGAUUAGAUGCUAGCGCGCUCAAGAGGCUGAGUAUGGUUUGUGUUCGUCUGUGCUGUAUGCCGUGCAUAGCGGAGGCCUGUACGGCCGCAAUCGUCUCACAUUUUCUGCUUGGCUUCCCGUGGCCCUGGGGCUUCAUGCUGGGAUUCGUGCUUGGAGCUGUCACCCCAGCUGUGAUUGUACCUUCUUUACUGGGGUUGCAAGCCAGAGGUUAUGGGGUAAGGCAAGGCAUACCAACCCUCGUUAUAGCGGCAGCUAGCUGCGACGACGUCCUUGCCAUCGGUGCUUUCGGAGUGAUCCUGGGCAUCGCAUUUGCAAAAGGUGAUAUCAUUUACAGUAUUUUCAGGGGUCCUCUGGAGCUGGUAAUGGGAGUAACCUUCGGCUGUUCGGCAGGACUUCUUCUUUGGUAUAUCCCUGAUCAAAACCAGACCUGGUUAUCAAAGAAGCGUUUCAUCCUGUUGGUCUAUGGUGGUAUCUUUGCCAUCUUCGGUAGCGGUGCUGCUCACUAUCCCGGUGCUGGUGCUCUCGGUUGUCUUACCAUGGCGUUCAUUGCCGGACACAGAUGGAAAGAGGGAAAGGAAGGAGUAAAUAGAUUGCUGUCCUAUCUGUGGCUUCUGUUUGAGCCCCUCCUCUUUGGUUUGAUUGGAGCCGAAGUAUCUAUUUCAUAUCUAGAUCCUGCUACAGUAGGUUUAGGCUUUGCUACCCUCGUCAUAGGACUAUGUGUUAGAAUGAUAGUUUCGGCGUUGGCUGUUACUGGGGCCGGUCUGACGUGGAAAGAAAAGUUGUUUGUCUCCCUCGCUUGGUUACCUAAAGCAACUGUACAGGCUGCCAUAGGUUCUGUUGCUCUGGAUACAGCAAGAGACAGAGGAAAUGAAGAGGAGUUAGAAAUAUAUGGAAUACAGUUGCUCACGGUGGCUGUCCUUUCAAUUCUCUUCACUGCACCUCUCGGAGCCGUCCUGAUCUCCCUGACCGGUCCUCGUCUUCUCAGGUGUGCCCCUCCAACCCAGCCAAACCCAACGAGAGACAUCCCAGAGGCAGAAGAAACUCAACCAAGAUAUGAACCAACCAGAGGUGGCAGUUGUAGAGAGGAGCCUCCUAGGGAAAAUAAUGUUUUGUUGGAACAAGGCGCGGUGGGUGAAAAUUCAGUGUGAAUGUUCCUGAGCUAUCGGCUGCUUUGAGCUGUUCGGAUGUGGACCUUGUUCACAUUGCCAGGAAGUGCUGUGCAAUGUCGUGGAUUGCUUUUUUUUUUGUUGGAACAAGGCACAGAGGAUGACAAUCAAGUGUGAAUGGUGCUAAGCCAUUAGCUGCUUUGAACUGUUUGGAUGUGGACCUUGUUCACAUUGACAGGAAGUGCUGCACAAUGUCAUUGAUUGCUCUUUUUUGUUGGAGCAAGGCACAGAGAAUGACAUUCAAGAGUGAAUGGUGCUAAGCCAGUAGCUGCUUUGAGCUAUUUGGAUGUGGACCUUGUUCACAUUGAACAGGAAGUGCUGUGCAAUGUCAUGGAUUCGUUUGGUGGAACAAGGCGCAGGGAGACACCUUGAUGCAUGUGCAGCGCUUGGAACUGCAUCAUCACAUAUAUAUAGAAUGUGUACUUUGCUGGUUGUAUGCAACACUACAAGCGUCUGAUCAUGCAAUAUUUGUACCAUCUCUCACGUACAGGUACCAUCCAAAUUUCAUGUCAACGUAUGUCACAAUAAAAUCAAAUGCAGGAAAGACGAGAAAGUGAAACUUUAUUAUUACCCCAUCUUUAGCGCAAGCUACCACUCUAUCAGCGCUCAGUGCAUUCAAGGAAUAUAUUUAUAUUGGCCACGUUAUUCUUGCCACUUAUUUCCUUUAGCAUAAAAUUUGUAAAUAUAUGAAAAUAUGUAAUACAAGUGAAAAAGUUGAUAAGUCUCCAUAACUUGGAAAAACCACAUGAGGCUGUAUUCAACAUAUUUAUUAUAUAAAAACAAAUCCUAUUACAUAUGUCAUGGAAUACAGGAAACUGCAUUGAUGUAGGUGAUUGUUGGGGGAGUCGUGCAAGCAACCUCCAUUUAUCUUUCUUCCUCCAUUAUUUUACGUGCGUAAAGGAUGAGUGAUCUGCUUUCUCCCUCCCCCAUUAUUGAUUAUGUUGAGGAAGGGCAGCUGGGUAGCUAAGGGCAGCUGAAUAUUCAAUGAAAUAAACGGUCAGUGAUUUUUACGGUGUACCGUGUAAAUAUAAACAUUAAUAUGACUAUAUGUUAUAAACUACUGAAAUCCUUAAAUCUUUUUGGCUGAGGGCUAAAUUGUCAGUGAAAAUCACUAUUUGUCUCCUGCAAUGUUUCCCUGUUAAUGAUAACUAAACAUCCUAACUUAAAAAGAUUCAAAUUUCUUAUGAACAUUGAUGCUAAAUAGGCUUUUGCUUUUUAAAGGGAUGGUCCAGGCUGGAAAUAUUUAUAUCUCAAUGAAUAGUGUAAAAUUCACAGAAGAAAAAUGCUGAAAAUUUGACCAAAAUCGGAUUUAUAACAAAUAACAGUUAUUGAAUUUUAAAGAUUUGCAUUAUUCUGGUGAAACGGUUCUUGGCAUGUCUUAUGAAUAUUCAUUAGGUGGGCUGAUGAUGUCAUAUCCCCACUUAUUUUUAUGUAUUUUAUUAUAUUAAAUUAUUUUUAAUCAAAAUGUUUCUUCCAAGAACACUGAAACAAUUGGAUUGACAUCUGAUUAAGUGCAUUAGUUAUUUAUUGCCGCAACUUAUUUCAUUAUAAUGGAGUCACAUCAUUUACACAUGUAUGAAAAAAUAUAGGUCUGAUUUUAUGUUUUCUAAAUGUGUAAGCCACCUUGAAAUUUAAAUGAUAAUUUAUAGCAGUUGUGUAUUAGAAACUGUAUUUUUACUAAAAUUGUACUGUACUUACUUCAUUCAAGACAACUUCGAACUGAUGGGCCUUUUUUUUCUGACUCACUCUAUAUCUUAUCUGCCUACAUGUACAUGUAUAAUACUGUCCUAUUUUCUCCAAUCUCAAUCUCCUCUCUCCCCCCUCUCUCUCUCUUUCCCAUCUUUUUUCUCUCCCCAUUGUUUUCUGUGCAAAUCUUUCACUCGAGGAGAGUAGUCAGAAAAUGCAGUUUAAAGUCCCUGUUGAUGAUUUUGUGUACAGAAGGUCCUACUCAAUGAGGAAAUUGAAACAACAGGGCCCUGUUGCAUAAGUUGUGCUUUUCUUGUGUGAAAACCUCCUUUUUCGAUUGAGUUCCAAUCAGGGUCUGUGCCUGAAGACUACCCCCUCUCUCUUAGUCUCUUUGUCCCCCCCCCUCUCUCUCUCUUGUUUCCUCUUUGGAUAAGAAGUCCAGAAAUAUUUCUCAGGUUGCAUGUGCGUACAGAAUAUACUUUUUGUACUUCUUGACAAAACCCCCCCCACACAAAUCAAUGCAAUAAGCAAUCAUCUUUAGUUUUACUGAGCAUAUAAAUCUGAGUUUAUGAUUCAUCAUAACAACAUAUACAAAAAUAAUCUUUGUUUUCAUAAACGGAGAGUAACUGAUCAACAAUCACUUGAGCCAGCAUUGCAAUAGACAGGGUAUUAAAAUGAUUGGAUUACCUUUUUACUCAAGUGACUUCCUACAAAUAAUGCACAAAAGUUUUAUACGCAACAAACAUAUUACAUAAUUAUUUCACAUUGAAGAAAAAAAAGAUUGGAGACUGUGCUAUUACCAAAUUACAAUAUGAUCGUACAUGUGUGUUGUAAGUUUAGAAGAGAGGAUGAUUUAGCAGUAUUUAAAUUGAAUCAUUUACAUAAACAGCUGGAUUUUUAUUGCUUGGUAAAUAAAGGUAAGUAAAUAGCGUUCAAGCGUUUAUUUCAACCAUAGAAUCCUCUUCCUCAAUGGCCUAUCAACAUCAUUGUUGCAUGCACAUUUUGCCCAGUAGACUGACUAGGAACCAAUCAGAAUCGCUCUUCCAAAUUAGUGAUAAAUCACUAACUUUUGUGUUACGGGGCCCUGGGGCCCAUUUCAUGUUAAGUGUCAUAACUCCAGCUGACACGUGUUAAUUUCUAUGGAUAGCCUAUUUGAUGCAUCCUAUUCGUAAUUGCAAAUUCUUAAUUGCUCUUUAGUCUUUCUUUUAUGAUUUUAUUUUCUAUAUGUAUUUUUUUUCCUUUCUACUGUCCACAUUUACCCUGUACAAAUUAUUGUAAUCCUGCAAUAAAAGAAAAGGUACAAAGUUGAAUCUUUUAGCAAUAAAAUGAUAAGAAAUGGUAUUAGCAUGAAUUUA